AAUACGUAGCCGUGAAACAGAUGGAAGCAAUCCGGAAGUGAGGUGCUACUCGUCUCAAAGAUGGUGUCUUGUUUGGCGUAAUGUCAGAUAAACACAAAGAAUGAGUGAGAAGUAAAUAAUAUCACAGCGACAAGAUGAAAUAUCUGAUGUUUGAAUGUUUGGCUACUGCUGAUAAUUUAUAAAUUGCCUCUGAGGGCGAGCAGCAUGGAUCCCAGCAGAGCCGACCAAGGCUCCUACAGGGAUAAUCUCAUUGGGACUUUACUUGCUAUUUUUGGAAAUGUGCUCGUCAGCAUCUCCUUAUGCAUUCAGAAAUACAGCCAUGUGACGUUAGCGGGAACCAAGGACCCGCGUCCCUUCUACCGCACUAAAACCUGGUGGUGCGGUUUUGUACUGACCUGCCUCGGGGAGGGAGCCAACUUUGUUUCUUAUGCUUUUGCCCCCCUCGCUCUUGUCGCACCUCUUAAUGCUGUGUCCAUAGUUACGAGUGCGAUUUUGGGCCUUAUUUUUCUACGUGAGAAAACUAAGCUGAAGGAAUUCGCAAAGCGCUAUGGGCUGUCCUUCCUGGGAUGUAUCCUAACCAUAGGAGGAACGUACCUCUUUGUAGCAUUUGGACCAAACUCUCACGAGAAACUCAAAGCAGAGAACAUUGUGAAACACCUCGUAGGAUGGCCCGUGCUCUUGUAUCUGCUCCUAGAGAUCAUCACGUUCUGCCUGCUUUUCUACUUCUACAAACAGCGUCACGCUAACUACCUCGUUAUUAUUCUGCUGCUGGUCGCCCUGCUGGGCUCCGUCACACUCAUUACAGUAAAAGCAGUGUCAGGCAUGUUGGUUCUCACCAUUGAGGGCAACAUGCAGCUUUACUACCCCAUCUUCAGUGUCACGUUUGUGUGCAUGGUGGCUUCAGCGAUCUUCCAGGCCAAGUUUCUCUCCCAAGCUUGUCAGCUGUAUGACUCCUCUUUGAUCGCCAGCGUCAACUACAUCCUCUCCACCUUCUUUGCUGUGGUAGCUGGAGCUGUGUUUUACUUAGAGUUUAAGAAUGAAGACAUCCUUCACAUCUGCUUGUUUUUGUUGGGAUGUACUUUCUCUUUCCUCGGGGUCUUUCUCAUCACCAGAAAUAGGAAAAAAACCAAGAACUUUGAGCCAUAUGUCACUAUGGAUAUGACGACGGGUGUCCCAACUAUUCAUGACAAAGGCCUGGUAGACUUUAACGGUUCUUUCUCUUAUGGAGCUCUGGUCAACAACGAUGGAGUUGCUCCUGCUUCUCUACCAGCCAACCUGGAACAACCACAAGUCAGCUUGACAUCCACUGAUGCUUCUCAUGGCCUGCCUGACCAAAAGAAAGAUUAAAACUUAAGUAUUUCUGUGGGUUUUUUGGGUAUGUUUCUUGUCCGCCACCGGCCUCCAGUGGAGGUUUCCACCGGGUGUUUCAGAUGUUCUCUCAGUCUGCCUUACACUCCUCUCCUCUCCUCCCUUCUUUCUGAAAUUUUUUGAAUCAUACGUGACCUUGGGAAUCAUUCCCUUUAUUGAGAUGAUUUUGCUCGUUGUAGAAACCUGAAGCCGCUGCGUGCUGCAGUGCCUUCACGGACUUGACCUCAGAAACAUAACGGCAGAGAGUGUGUUGUGCCUUGAAGCUACUGCCUCUACUCUACUUAGAUAUGAGGUGUAAGGACUCACUUCCAUAACUGUUAUAUUCGCAUUUGCUCAUCAUUCACUCGUCGGUGUAUUAUUGCUUUUCCUCACGUGACCAAACAAUGGAUGCAAUUGUUUCUAAUUUAUUUUAAUGUAUUUAUUAAUUUUCAACUUUGUUUUUAAGUGCUUCUUAAGAAAAGAAGUAGCUGUACACUGGAUAAAAUGCUGUAAGAGGGCACGUAACACACGGGUUAUAUGAGUGAGGCGUCGCUGUAGCAGUUCAUUUCUGAAGAGGCAACUGUAACCAUGAUUACGUUUUGGAAUUACUGAUAAACUGUACAACUAAUUAAACUGUAAGUAUAAAAGGGUAAUCUGCUGUAGGAAAUCUGCAUUUCGUUUCUCAGCUAAGUACUCAUCAUCUUGGUUACAAACAAGAGUUUUGGUUGUAUAUAUUUUUUUAAAUGUAACCAUCAGUCGUUCACAAGCUGAAAAAUGAUGCAGCAAUAAGCAAAAUGUAAAUGCAAGUAUUGAAUGAUUAAACUCCACUCCGUAAUGGAUGAAUGGCUGCGAGAACUGUGUGCACUCCAACCCUACAUGUGGCAAUGCAUUUCUACAGUGUUAAUAAAGCAGAGAGCUUUUCCACAGUGUUGGUUUGGUGCUUUAUUUUGGUUGUGUGUGUGUAAGCUUAACAUUAGCACCGCUGUGUAAACAAACUGAAUCCUGUUUUGUUACCAGAACUGCCCUGCAGUAAAACCAGCUUUUAAAACCG
Scatophagus argus is the source of this 2398-nucleotide messenger RNA. It is a transcript of the gene nipal3, whose product is annotated as NIPA like domain containing 3. The record is from RefSeq and is a predicted model, not a curated record. Gene Ontology annotation, molecular function: magnesium ion transmembrane transporter activity. Gene Ontology annotation, biological process: magnesium ion transport. The coding region runs from base 205 to 1347 and encodes 380 amino acids. Gene Ontology annotation, cellular component: membrane. NCBI's taxonomy places the organism in Eukaryota, Metazoa, Chordata, Actinopteri, Scatophagidae. The transcript is spliced from 11 exons.